AUGUCAACACCAAAUCAUUCAGAACAAGAACAACCAUCAAAACGAAUCAAAUCAACUCUAACUCCAUUCACUUCACCUUCUCUUCAUGACCAUCCAUCAGCUCCAGCUUAUCGUACUAGACUCAGAACUCGUUCAAAUCAAACUCAAUCACCUUCACCAUCACCUUCAUCACAAAUCAAUCUUCACCAUUCAACUACGACGACUCAUCAUCUCAUCAAUCUAAGCCAAGAUCCAUUCCCCAUCGAUCCUGCAUUAAACCCAUCACCAAACCGUUCACCAUCCUCACCAUCAUCCUCAUCAUUCCGCACGAACUGUGAAUGUCAAAGCACAUCACCCAACCAAAUCUUGAACAUAAACCCAUCCAGACCUCAAGCUGAUCAAAGAAACCCAAGUAUCAUCAAUUUACCAAGUGAAUUAUUAGAAGAGAUUUCAAACCAUUUAUCAAAUGAGAUUCCAAGUUUAUUAUCUUUAUCUUUAACUCAUAGUCAAUUAAAUUGGAUAGCUUUGAAAACUUUAUAUCAUUCUCCUUAUCUUGAUUCACGUUAUACAGCAUGGAAAUUAAGAACUACUUUAAGAAAUCAUGAAAAGCUUUCGAAAUUCAUUAGAGUCUUGGAUAUCGAUUUGAAUAAGCUUUGUAAAGCUUCGAUGUGGGCUUCUUGGCAUUUACAAGAAACAGGUGGUGCAGUAGUAGAUGUUUUAUCACAAUGUCAAAACCUAAUUGAUCUAAGAUUACAAAUGCCCAAAGAAUCCUCAAUGUUCAUGCAAGAAUUUAUCCUACCUAUCCGAAACCUAAGUAACCUACAAACGUUUUACAAAGAUUUAAAACCGACUCAAGACCUCUUUAACGAAAGUUUUCAAUCCAGAAUCAAUCCACCCGCAUGGAUUUCAAUGUUACAACUCUUAUCGAUGAUUGGACAUUUAUCUACAUUAAAAACUUUGGCUAUUAGAGGUUUAGGAUCAAGUUUAAGUUCGAAACCUAUCUUUAAAUCUCAACCGAUUUCAUCUUUUUUAAUUAAUUUGAUUAUCGUUCAAACUUCUAUUAAAGAAAGAGAUCUUCAACAGUUAUUAAGGUAUAAUUCGGGACUUAAGUCUUUGACUUUGAUCGAAUCUACUUGUAUUUCAAAAAGAGGCUUAGUAGAAGCUUUACAAGCUUGUGGAAAAUCUCUUGAAGAAUUAAUCAUCGGACCAGGUUGGUGGGGUAAAAGUGAUACUUCUUUUCCAUUAGACGAUGUGAUUGGUAGUUUAAAUUCAUUAAAGAAAUUAAAUGUAGAAGGAGACCUAAUCAGUCCCGAGUUUUUUAAAUCAACCUAUCAAUUAAAUCAUCAAAAAACUCAUCAAAGUCUUACUAGAUUAAACGAAUUGAAAGUUAAGAAAUCUAAUACGUUUAAGUUUAGGGAAACUUUGAUUGGAUUAAAGGAUAUGAUUAAGUUUCAUUCGACUAUUAAUCCUGGUUUAACUUCCAGAGGUGGAGUGGGAACUGGAGGGGGAUUGGUGGGAGGAGGAGGAGGAGGAGAAGGGGAAGAUGGUUGGGUACCUCCGAUUAAGUUGAUCGAGUUGGAAAACUUGGGUAAAUUAGGUUGGAAAAAAGAUGAAAUGAGUUUAGUAAAUGAAAUUUAUUAUCCUGGAACAUUUGUAAUUUAA
Molecule: messenger RNA, 1641 nt
Organism: Melampsora larici-populina 98AG31
Lineage: Eukaryota; Fungi; Basidiomycota; Pucciniomycetes; Pucciniales; Melampsoraceae
Exons: 3
Coding region: 1-1641 (546 amino acids)
Source: RefSeq, a predicted model, not a curated record